Messenger RNA from Lates calcarifer (barramundi perch), 5970 nucleotides. It is a transcript of the gene iqgap3, whose product is annotated as IQ motif containing GTPase activating protein 3. Gene Ontology annotation, cellular component: cytoplasm. The coding region runs from base 163 to 5088 and encodes 1641 amino acids. Gene Ontology annotation, molecular function: calmodulin binding; GTPase activator activity; actin filament binding. The transcript is spliced from 38 exons. The record is from RefSeq and is a predicted model, not a curated record. Gene Ontology annotation, biological process: regulation of GTPase activity; regulation of actin cytoskeleton organization. NCBI's taxonomy places the organism in Eukaryota, Metazoa, Chordata, Actinopteri, Centropomidae.
GCUUUCAAACCUCAGACCGGAAGCAGGUCGCGGACUCAGAGGACGGUUUGACUCGGACUCGGUUUGUUUUAAACUUUUUCUUCGGCUUAAAACUUCGAAUCAACGAGAGAAGAAACAGAUUAAACCCGCGAGGACACAGCAGAGACGGAGCUGACAGACAAGAUGGCGGAUUCACCUGCAGAGAGCCGCUAUGAGCGUCUGACAGCAGAGCAGAUGGAUGAACAGAGGAUCCAGAACGUGGCCUAUCAGUACCUGUGCAGGUUGGAGGAGGCAAAGAGAUGGAUGGAGGCGUGUCUGGGGGAGGAGCUUCCUGCUCCCACUGAGCUGGAGGAGGGGCUGAGGAACGGAGUUGUUCUCGCUAAACUGGGUCAUCGAUUCGCUCCAGAGGUCGUACCCCUGAAGAAGAUCUAUGACCCCGAGCAACAGCGAUACCAGGGCGUGGGUCUUCAGUUCCGUCACACUGACAACAUCAACCACUGGAGGAACGCCAUGAUGACGCUGGGACUGCCAACGAUUUUCCAUCCAGAGACGACUGACGUGUACGACAAGAAGAACAUGCCCCGAGCUGUGUACUGCAUCCACGCACUCAGCCUAUACCUGUACAGACUGGGUUUGGCUCCACAGAUCCACGACCUCUAUGGGAAAGUCAAGUUCACUGAGGAGGAGAUCAACAACAUGAAGCUGGAGCUCGAUAAAUACGGGAUCCAGAUGCCGGCGUUCAACAAGAUCGGAGGAAUCCUGGCCAAUGAGCUGUCACUGGACGAGGCUGCAGUCCAUGCGGCAGUGAUCGCCAUUAACGAGGCGGUGGACCGGGGGGACGUUGGUGUGACAGCGGCGGCUCUGAGGAAUCCUAACGCCAUGCUGACCGACCUGCAGGAGGUGCUGACGAGCGUCUACCAGGAGAUGCUGCGUCAGGCUAAAAGGAGGAAAGCUGAACGUGCUGCCGGCAGGCUCAGAGGACCAGAGGACACAGACAUGUAUGAGGAGUAUCUGACUCAGAGAGAAAUCCAGGACAACAUCAACAUUGUCAACGUGCGAUCAGCGGUGGAGCAGGUGGAUGAGGCUCUGGACUCUGCAGACGAGCUCCUCCUGCUCUCUGCUCUGCAGCUGCCAUGUUUAGCCCUCAAAGGCCUCCGUAGCGACAACAGGCCCUGGUACCUGGACCAGCUGUUAGCAGACCGCCAGCAGAGGGCGCUGGACGAGGGCUGUGUGGAUCCUCUGGACUCUGAGCAGCUGCAGGAAGGAGUGACCAUCGCCAACCAGGAGGCUCAGAGAGCCAGGAACAUGCACGUCGCUGUGCAGAGUGUGAAUGCCGCGCUGCGUGGCAUUGACCCCAGACAGACGGUCAGCUGUCUGAUGACCUCUGACCUCCAGCUGCCUGAAGUGUUUCCCUUUGCUGCCGCUCUGUAUCACAAAGAACUACAGCUGCUGCAGAGACAGACGCCACAGGGGGAGCUGCAGCAGGAGGAGCUGUUUGUUGCCGUGGAGAUGCUGUCAGCCGUCGCCCUCGUCAAUCGAGCCCUGGAGGCGGGAAACCUGCAGCAGUUCAGCUCCUCAUUGGUCAGUCCGUCUGCAGGACUCUCUGAUGUAGACCACACCCUGCUGGACAGGUACUUUGAGAGUCUGGUCGUUGUGAAGCAGCAGGUUGGCAGAGAUCUACUGACCUGGAAUCAGUUGCAGGAAGGAAUCAAUUCUGUCAACAACUCAGCUCAGGACGAACACCAGCAGCUGGUGGCGGUGGGGCUGAUUAACGAGGCUUUGAUCAGAGGAGACUCUCAGCAGCUGCUCUCUGCUCUGCUGCUGCCCUCGUCUGGAGUGGAGGAGGUUCUACCUGCCAACACCUGCAGAUACCUGAACCUGCUGAGCAGAGCCAGGCAGCACAAAGCUCAGGUGAGCAGAGACCUGGGAGCUGAGCUGUGGUUGGCUGAUAUCCAGGAGGGAGUGAGGAGAGCCAAUCAGCAGAGUCAGAGAGCUCUGAAGUUGUGUCUGUCUGUGGCGGCGGUGAACCAGGCGGUGAAGGAGAACCGGGUGAACCAGACUCUCCGGGUUCUGUCUCUGCCUGAGGUCGAGCUGCAGGAACUGAUCUCAGACUGUGCCGCCGAGUAUCAGAGAAAACUCCACGAUUUGAUCACACAUAGGAUCCACAGAGGAGACAACCGGAGUCCGUGGGUUCGAGUCCGGCUCAGUGAUGGUUCCUUUUACUUCUUCCACCUGAACAGACUGGAGGGAACCUGGGAGAAACCGGACGGCUUCGUACACAACAGUGUGUUCAUUGACAGACAGGAGAUACAGGAAGUGGUCAGCAGUGUGUCGGGGUCAUUCAGCCGCGGCCUCCUGUGGAGGAGCAGCGAAGCCCUCAUCGUCCGUCUGCAGGCUGCGUGUCGAGGGUUCCUGAUCAGACAGAAGCUGGAGGCUCGACGACGUUACCUGAUUAGUCAGACACCUGCCAUCGUCUUCAUCCAGUCUCAGUGGAGGAGGUUUGUUCAGCAGAGGGCAUACAGACGACGGCUGCAGUUCCUCUACAUGAACUGGAGAUCCGUCGUCAAGAUCCAGUCGUUUGUGAGGAUGUGGUCGGCGAAGAGAAAAUAUCGAGCUCGACUGAGAUUCUUCAGACGUAACGUGGGCGCCAUCAUAAAGAUCCAGGCCUUCUUCAGAGCCAACAGAGCCAGAGACCAGUACAGGAUGCUGGUGCACUCGGACACACCCCCCCUGUCUGUGGUCAGGAAGUUUGUUCACCUGCUUGACCUGGGUGACGGGGACAUCAGAGAGGAGGCGGAGCUCCUGCGUCUGAGGGAGGAGGUGGUGAGGAGCAUCCGCUUCAACCGCCAGCUGGAGGCAGACCUGGACCUGAUGGACCUGAAGAUUGGCCUGCUGGUCCGGAACAGAGCCACACUGCAGGAAGUGGUGUCUCACUGUAAGAAACUGACGAAGAAGAACAAGGAGCAGCUGUCGGACAUGAUGGACGUGGAGAGAAGUAAAGGACUCAAGGCUCUGAGCCGAGAGAGAAGAGAGAGACUGGAGGCCUACCAACACCUGUUCUACCUGCUGCAGACCCAGCCUCUGUACCUGGCUCAACUGAUCUUCCUGAUGCCUCAGAGUCGCUCCACCUCCUUCAUGGAGAUGUUGGUGUUCAGUUUGUUUAACUACGGCUCCGACCGUAGAGAGGCCUACCUGCUGCUGCACCUUUUCACCGAGGCGCUCCGAUACGAGAUCAGACUGAAGGUGGAUCAGCCUCAGGACGUGGUCACAGGUAACCCCACCGUCAUCAAGAUGCUGGUGAACUUUUACCGUAACGCUCACGGACACAACGCCCUGCGGGAGGCUCUGGGUCCAGCUCUGCAGGACGUCCUGCUGGACCGAUCCCUCAGCAUCAGGACCGACCCAGUGGACGUCUACAAGACCUGGAUCAACCAGACCGAGACCCAGACCGGACACAAGAGCUCUCUGCCGUACGAGGUCUCUGCUGAAGACGCUCUGUCUCACCCUGAAGUUCAGAGACGUAUCGACAUCGCCAUCAUCAACCUGAAGAACCUGACGGACCGAGUCCUCAAAGCCAUCACCACCAACCUGCACAAACUGCCGUAUGGUUUACGUUACACAGCGAAGGUCCUCAGAGAUGCCCUGAGGACAAAGUUUCCUGAUGCCAGCGAGGAUGAGCUCUACAAGAUUGUGGGGAACCUGGUCUACUAUCGCUACAUGAACCCGGCGGUCGUGGCUCCGGACGGUUUCGACGUGGUGGACCGUUCGGCCGGCUCCACCCUGCAGCCGGAGCAGCGCCACAUCCUGGGCUCCAUCGCCCGAAUGCUGCAGCACGCCGCCGCCAACAAACUCUUCCAUGGAGACGGAUACCACAUCAGAGCCCUGAACCAGUACAUCAGUCAGACCCACACCAGGUUCAGGAAGUUCCUGGUGAGUGUCUGUGACGUUCCUGAACCUGAGGACCGGUUCAGUAUGGACGAAUACUCAGAGCUGCUCAUCGUCAACAGACCUGUGAUCUACAUCUCUGUCAGCGAGCUGCUCAACACCCACAAGCUGUUGUUGGAGCAUCAGGAGGUUUUGUGUCCGGACUCUGCUGACCCCCUCAGACUGCUGCUGAAGGACCUCGGAUCAGUUCCCACCCUGCAGGAACUCAUCGGAGAGUCUUCAUCAGAUCCAGGAUCAGAGUCUGGUUUGACUCAGACCUGUAAGAUGGAGGUUUCUCUGACUCUCACGAACAAGUUUGACAUCUUCAAUGACUCUGAUGACAAACCUGAUGCCAGAGGACUGCUGCUCAGUACUAAGCAGCUGAUCAUCGACGUCAUCAGGACUCAACCAGGUGACUCUCUGAGUGACAUCCUGAGGACUUCCUCCUCACAUGACCAGGAAGUGUGUCACAAUUGGCUGAUGCAGCGGCGGGCUCGGCAGGACACUCGGACGCCUGAGAAGAUGAAGAGGAACCAGUCGCUGGUCGCCAACGGCAACCUGAGUCUGGAGGAGAAGAAGAGGAAGAUCCUGAGGAGUCUUCGUCGUCUGGAGGGACUUGGAGUCCUGAGACCACCUCAGCCCGAAAACCAGAUCCUGCAGCUCAUCGCCAAGGACAUCCGUCAGCAGCGUCUGCACCGUCAGCGUCGGGGGGCGGAGAUCCAGAAGCUGCAUCAGACUCUGAGCAGUCUGCAGGUGAAGAGCAGCUUCCACAGUGAACAGGUGGACUACUACAGACAUUACAUCACUUCCUGUCUGGACAACCUGACUGCCAACAGUAAGUCGACCAAUAAGAAAGCAGCAGAGAGCAGAGGGAAGAAGAAGCUUCCUGCUCUGAGCUACAGCGCCACCCGGCUGCAGGAGAAGGGAGUUCUGUUAGAGAUCGAAGACCUGCCGCCCACACAGUUUAAGAACGUGGUGUUCGACAUCGUUCCUGGACCUGAGAGAGGAAGCUUCAGAGUUAAAACUCGAUUCCUCGGUGUCGAGAUGGAAGAGUUCCUGCUCAAAUAUCAGGACCUCCUGCAGCUGCAGUACGAGGGUGUGGCUGUGAUGAAGAUGUUCGAUAAAGCAAAGAUCAACGUGAACCUGCUCAUCUUCCUGCUCAACAAGAAGUUCUUCAAGAAAUGAAUGAGUGAAGUCUCUUACCUUACACUCCUAUCUCUGAUCAUAGACCUCACUACACUAUACACUUUUAUGCUCCAUUUACACUGCAGAGUGAGGCCUCUUUAGUUACACUCCUAUUUCUGUUUAUAACCAGAGAAACUUUAUAAUGUUGAUAUUAUUUUAUCCUAAAAAUCACUUUAAACAGUGAAGCAUCUUCCACACAAUCACUAAAAUUUUGACAGAGUGGGAUGUCUUCUUCACACUCCUAUCUCUGUUUCAGUAUCUCACUAUGUAAUAUAUUUAUAUAUCACACUAACAGAGUGAGGCAUCUUCCCUCACUCUUAUCUCUGCUAAAGUUUUUAUAUUCAGUCAAAUUUAAACAGAGUGAGACAUCUUUCUACAGUGUCUGUUUUUGAAUCUGAGUGAAGCAUUUUUCCUUCGUCAUGUCUCACUCGGAAAAUGUUGUCCUAGAAUUUAAACAGAGUGGGACAUCUUGUCAGUCCUAUCUCUGCGACCAACUCUAAAACUGUAGUCCUAAGUUUUUUAAAACUUUAAAUUUAAACCGAGUGGGACAUCACUCCUGCUCAUAUCUCUGUUUUUCUUGUUGAAAUAAAAAUAAACACCAACACACUAAGAAUUAAAAAAAACACAAGGUUUUAUUCUGAAGGUCGCCCUAGGCCACUAUCUAUUGAUCAGUAUUGAUUAGUUGAUUUAUGACACAUGUCAGUCUGGACAGAUUUCAUAGGCCACUGAAAAACAGAGUUCAACCUGCACAGUAUCUGACUGAUCAAUAAUAGCUCACUGAUCAAUAACUGUAAAUAUUUUCUGUCAGUUUCUAUUUUCUGUCUUUUCAUUUUUAUAAACUCUUUGAUCUUUUUUACUCCAAUAAAUAUCUGAAUGUCUUCA